UUAAUUCGGUCUUUACUUCCAUAAUCUGUCUAUACAAUUUGUGUUUUAUUCGAUGCUGUCGAACAGCUGCAAAAUGGCCGACCAGCCGGUGUAGAAAAAGAAGAACAAGCAAAAAGGCGUUUAUUUUACGCCUCUACUUGAGUCCUGAGUUCCUCACGUCUACACAAGAGUGUACAAAAAAUCAGCUGUGACUAUUAAGAAAUCAAUUCACUGUGAAAUACUAGUUCAGCACUGAGUGCAGCACCAUGACAGGCCAAGGUCAAGGUUUCUCGUUGCCAUGGAUACUCCUGACUGCUGCCCUUGUCCUUCACGUGCCCCCCACCAGCGGGAUGUACGAGGAUCAGAUCGGGAAGUUCGAUUGGCACCAGCAGUACAUCGGCGCUGUCCGGCAGGCCGCCUUCGACCAGUCCGCUCCAGUCAGCAAGCGCAUCUUCGUCGGCACCGAGUCCAACGUCGUGGCGGCCAUCAACUCACGCACGGGGCAGCUGGCCUGGAGGCACGUGCAGGAGAGGGGAGACCCCUGGGGGGUGGAUGCGGUACUGCACAAGGGCAACGUCUUGGUGACGGUGUGCAGUGGCGGGGAUGCAGUCCGUGCGUGGGAUCCGGCUAGCGGAACCCUCCUAUGGGAGUUUCUCGCAAAGGAGAAGAACGAUUCCCCAGCGAAGGCACUUCUUGUAGAGGGCAGGCAGGACGAAAGGUCACACGUGGAAUCAGUCGCAGUCCUGACCAAGAAGACGCUGAGGAUCCUCUCGGCAGUGGACGGCCAUGAGAUGGUGAGCACAGAGGUUUGGUCAAGCGGAGAGACUGGGGGAAUUUCAGUCUUGCACCAGGCGAGCAAUGGCCAGCUGUAUGCAGUCAGCAUUUCUAGCCAAGCCGCCGUACAGAUCGUUUCAUACACCCACGUCCCUGGAAAGGGUUACGAGGCGGUGAAGAGGGUUAUACCAGCAGGGUGGGCCUUGCCCCAGUCCACUCAGUGCGUGGUCACCGGAGACAACAUCCUGGUCUGCUCAGAAGCCAGCACCAACUCCCUCCACACCAUAUCGCUUGUGGAUGGCAGCGGCUUUACUACAGUCACCCUCCUGUCACUGGGGUUCAACAGCUGGCAGCCUGACAGCCUAGCCAUUAGUGCAGUACAGGUCGGGAGGAAGGAGGUACUUCUGCGGCUGUCUCAGGACCACUACGUCCUCCUGCAGGCCACGGCAGACACGAUCACUGUUCUGAAGGAUCUCCCCAACGUGUACGCCACCACCACGGCAAGGAGUCAGGACAGGGACAUCAUGUUCAUGGUGAAGAAGGGAACCAAGGACGAGCUGGUCGUCACCGGCUUCUACCUACAGAACCUGAAAGAAGACCAGGCUCUGACACAGAUGAUAGCCCACCCGCUGCAUUAUGGGUCACCACAGCAGGUCACGGUGUACACGUUCCUGAAGCGCGACGGAUCGACAGGAUACCGCGCUCUGCUGCAGAUGGAGGACCAGACACUGCUGAUGCUGCAGCAGCUGCAGGGGAACCAGGGGCACGUCAUGUGGCAACGCAAUGAGGCGCUUGCCUCAAUCUCCGCCGUGGAUCAAGUCGAUCUGCCCGUGUCCGAAACAGAGAGCAAGUUUGAGGAGGAGUUUGGAGAAGAGUCGGAGGAAGACCUCUCCAUCUGGCAGAUGUUCACCAGAAGGAUCACCACUCAGCUGGAACAGCUGAAGGACCUUGCCGACAAGUUUGAAGAGUACAGGAAACCCAAGGCCAAACAGGUGGAGAAACAGCUGGAGAGGGAUCCCUUCAACCUCCGCAAGAUGAUCGUGGCGGUAACGUCGGCUGGUAAGCUGUACGGACUGGACAGCGCGAACGGGGACAUCGUUUGGCAGUACUUCCUGCCGAACAUCCGGUGCUUCGGCCAAGGCGAGAUGUACCUGUUCGUACAGCGGACCACCGCGCACUUCCCCCACCCCCCACAGGCCAUGCUGGUUGCCCAGGACAAGGCCACUGGGAACGGACUUGUCUUCACGUUCAACCCCACCACCGGGCAGCCCGUCAACGCUAGCGCUGUCUCGGGAAUCCUACAGCCUUUCAAAGUGCUGCAAGCGAUCCUCCUGCCCGUGAUGAACAACCACCAUCUCCAUCCCGUCAUGAUUGUCGACUCUGAUCAUGGUGUUCACAUCUUCCCGCCUUCCUCCUCUGUCCUGUCUGUCCUGAAGAAAAACAACGGAAAGAUCUUCCUCCAUGCCGCUGACCUUGAGAAGAGCACGCUAACCGGGUUUAGCCUCACCACGCUUAAAGAUGGAAAAGUGGAACUUGCGCAAGCCUGGCAUCUCAGCCUCCCGAUCCCGUCCCAGAAGAUCGUGAGCGUUGUUCCAAGGAGAGCUAACGAGCACGUCCAUUCCCAGGGCCGCGUGUUAAGCGACAGAAGCGUCAUGUACAAGUACCUCAACCCCAACCUGCUGGCUGUAAUGACAGAGGGCAUAGAGCGAGACAUCCCCCUGUUGACCCUGUAUCUGGUGGACGCCGUGACCGGACAGGUUGUGUACAGCAUGCAGCACAAGCGGGCCAGCGGGCCCGUCCAUCUGGUCCACUCCGAGAACUGGGUCGUCUACCACUACUGGAACGGGAAGUUUCGCCGCCACGAGGUGACCGUGCUGGAGCUCUUCGAGUCGCAGGGAGACCGAAACUCCACCACGUUCUCGUCCCUCUCCACCCAGAGCCUACCUCUCGUCCUGCAACAGGCCUACAUCUUUCCCAUGGGAUUAUCCGCCAUGGCCGUCAGCAACACAGAGCGCGGCAUCACCGCUCGCAGCCUCCUCCUUGCCCUACCAAACGGCGGCCUCAUGACCCUCCCGAAGAACAUCCUUGACCCCCGGCGACCCAUCAUCCCCACCAAACAGCACCAGGAGGAGGGGGUGUACCCCUACAUCCCCGAACUCCACGUCAACCCCAUGACUCUCCUCACCUACAACCAGUCCAUCGAGGGGAUACGGGGGAUCCAUAUAGGAGCAGCGGGGCUGGAGUCUACCUCCGUGGUGCUAGCGUACGGAUUGGACCUGUUCUACACCAGGAUAAUGCCGUCACAGAUGUUUGACGUGCUGAAGGAAGACUUUGACUACUUCUUCAUCAGUUCUAUAUUGUUGGGACUGGUCAUGGCCACUCUGAUCACCCAUCGACUAGCUGCCAUGAAGACUCUGAAUAGGAGUUGGAGAUAGGGGCACUUUGGGGAAGGGACUAUAUCAGACAUAGCAUAGCAUAGCAUAGAGUUCGGACAUGUUCAAUUAACAUGGAAACUCAAUCAUAUACUGGUACUAGUGGUAGAGACACGAAUUGAACUUGACUUCUGAAUUAUGGAGUUCUUACACAUAUGUAGCUGGAAUAGGAGUUUGGAGCCUCUAUGAACUUUACUCAUGAUUGCAGUUAUCAGUUUAAGUUUCCUUAAAAUCAGUCUCUUUGACAAAUUUUAAGACCAUAGCACCA
This is a messenger RNA of Branchiostoma floridae (Florida lancelet), 3453 nucleotides long. RefSeq names its product ER membrane protein complex subunit 1-like. NCBI's taxonomy places the organism in Eukaryota, Metazoa, Chordata, Leptocardii, Amphioxiformes, Branchiostomatidae. The record is from RefSeq and is a predicted model, not a curated record. Gene Ontology annotation, biological process: protein folding in endoplasmic reticulum. Gene Ontology annotation, molecular function: protein binding. Gene Ontology annotation, cellular component: EMC complex. The coding region runs from base 246 to 3188 and encodes 980 amino acids. The transcript has 4 exons.